Messenger RNA from Cladophialophora immunda, 1011 nucleotides. RefSeq lists its product as uncharacterized. The transcript has 2 exons. The record is from RefSeq and is a predicted model, not a curated record. The coding region runs from base 1 to 1011 and encodes 336 amino acids. NCBI's taxonomy places the organism in Eukaryota, Fungi, Ascomycota, Eurotiomycetes, Chaetothyriales, Herpotrichiellaceae.
AUGGCGCAGGAUGAGGUCUUUGAGACGUCGUCAGCAGCAUUUCCAUCCGCCAUCUUUGGCGCCUGUCCUGCGAUCGCACCUACCUGGCCGCCGCCGGUGACGACAAUAGUAAGCGUGAUCGCGGGAAUCCGUCGUGGAGCCACGGUCACGUCGACUCUGGAAGGAUCUCCCAUGCCAGUCCCUACACAUUUUGCCAGUGUCACAACAACGAGGUCCCAAGCAGUACCUCCGCUCUUGACUGCCGCUCCUUGCACCGAGAUUCGUCUGGCGUAUAUCUACGACAGCGAGAACAACCCCAUUAUCUUUCCCGAAGUCGGGUGUGGUUAUGGGAGGCAAGAGUGCUGUGCGUAUGGGUUCAACGAAGGAGUGCUUCUCGACCAAUGCCCGGGAAAUUACACCACCCAGGUGUCGGGGACGUACAGCGCUUGUUGUCCCAUGUUAGGAAACUAUACCCUAUUCAAUUCCGCGAUCGGCGGACAGACUCCAUGUGCGUCAUCGGUGACGGGAACGGUCUUUGUCGCCGCCUCGCCGUUGACCGACAUCAACGAUCGCGAGAACAUGGACAACGUAUUUGCGUACAGCAUCCCGAUCUCAGGUCACGCGAAGCAUACAGUCAAUCACGCCGCAAUUGCGGUGCCGAUCGUGUUCGGCUUUGUAAUUUUGUUGAUCUUAGUCGGUGCGAUAGUAUUGCGAUACAGAAGAAAGCGGGCGGAGCGCUCGCAUAUUCCGAUUUCCAGACCGGCGGACCAGCCUGUGUCUAAACAGGUCUCGCCACCGCCUAGAGCAGCCAUCGUCGCCAGGAAAGCGUUUGACGCUGGUGAGCGUGAGGUAGAAGGCCCACCACAGUAUCUAGCCGAACUCCCAGGGGGACCACAUCACCCUCUCUUCGACCCGGUACUGCGGAAGGGCGAGAAUAUGUCUCACGGCAGCGAAGAGCUGCGAUCUCCGACGGUGAGUAGUUGUACCGCACCUCCAUUGAGGCUACAGGGAAAAGAUAUGCAAUACAUGUAG